Schizosaccharomyces japonicus yFS275 is the source of this 1293-nucleotide messenger RNA. RefSeq lists its product as hypothetical. The transcript has a single exon. The record is from RefSeq and is a predicted model, not a curated record. The coding region runs from base 1 to 1293 and encodes 430 amino acids. NCBI's taxonomy places the organism in Eukaryota, Fungi, Ascomycota, Schizosaccharomycetes, Schizosaccharomycetales, Schizosaccharomycetaceae.
AUGACUCUAGGCCUUAAACCAACGACUGUUGAUGCACCGUCAGAUGCCGAUCCGAAUUGUUGUAGGAAUGCACUUUGUAAUACAGACAGAAGUGAACGUCCUGGAAUUGUUCAUCGGACGUCAGCUCGCAGAUACAUUGGUGACGAGAUUACUCAUGCCCGUAUGUGUACGGACAUGGUAGAUGCAGAAGAAAGCACUGAUGCUAAAAUUGCCCUUCCACAGCUACCUCCUAAUACUAUUGAGGUGAGCGAUUCCGAGGCAGAGGAGCCCAGUCCUGUCGAGUAUGCUAUUGCAUUUGAUAUUGAUGGUGUUCUCCUCCGAGGAGGCGACGUGAUCCCAGGAGCGAGUGAGUCUUUGAGGAUUUUAAACGGAGAAAAUAAAUACGGCAUUCGUGUGCCUUAUAUCUUCUUAACGAACGGCGGCGGAAAAUCGGAAGAAUACCGUUGCAACGAUCUCAGUCAAAAACUUGGCAUUCCCGUUUCUACCUCUCAGUUCAUUCAAUCACAUACGCCCAUGCGAAUGUAUGCGGAAAAGUACAAAACUGUAUUCGUUGUUGGAGGUCAUCUUGAUUCAUGUCGACAAGUUGCUCUGGAAUACGGUUUCAAGGAUCCUGUUAUUCCCCUUGAUGUAAUUGCCUCCUCACCUUCCAUUGCUCCCUUCCAUACAUUGACUGAAGAAGAAACAGCGGUUGCCCGUCCCCGUGAUUUUAGCAAGUUGAACAUCGAGGCCAUUUUUGUAUUUGCAGAUUCACGAGCUUGGGCUUCAGAUAUGCAAGUUAUUCUUGAGCUGCUCACUUCCGAGAACGGUCGAUUUGGAACACGCAGCUCUGAUUAUGAACACCAAAUCCCCAUUUUCUUUUCCAAUCCAGAUGUGAUCUGGGCCACUCAGUACUCUCUUCCACGGUUUGGCAUGGGUGCCUUGCGAAAGUGUAUUGAGGUACUCUACGAAGAUGUGACACAUGGCCAUAAGCUUCAUUGCAUACAACUCGGCAAGCCGUAUGCUACGACGUACGAUUAUGCUAUGUCAGUGCUGUCUCAAUGGCGCUGGGUUCACAAUCAUACCCGAAAGCCACCUCGCAAUGUGUACAUGGUUGGCGAUAAUCCUGAAAGUGAUAUUAAAGGGGCUAACGAGCAUGGGUGGAAAUCCGUUCUUGUGCGAAGCGGUGUCUUUCAACCCUCUUACCCUGGAGACAAGGCAAAUGCGGACUAUGUCUGCGAUAAUGUGCUGGAGGCAGUGAGAUUCAUUAUUCAACUUGAAUUUGUACAUGAUCGAAAAAUGCAGGCACUCGAUUAA